AUGUCAUUAACAGAAACACCAACUAGAGGAUUAACAGGCAAAAUCAACAACCUCGACAUGUCACAAACACCAGGUAAAUCUUUGACUGAUAAACUAGCUGCCGAAGCUAAGGCCAAGGACGAAGCACAAACCAUUCACGAAGUCAAGGCCUCAUUGAAUGCUAGCAAACCAACUACAAGUGAAGUUACCAAAGAGUCUACACAGGACGAACAAGAUAAGGAUCAAGACGAACACGACCAGUUCCUCACUACACACAAGGCACACAGACGUCAAAUCAAAGAAGCUGAAAAAGAUGAACCUCUCCUUAAAGAAAACAAACGUCGAUACGUGAUGUUCCCAAUCCGUUACCACGAAAUCUGGCAAAUGUACAAGAAGGCCGAGGCAUCCUUUUGGACUGCAGAGGAAAUCGAUUUGGGCAAAGACAUGCACGAUUGGAAAAACAAAUUGAAUGAAAAUGAAAGAUUUUUCAUCUCAAGAAUUCUCGCUUUCUUUGCUGCAUCUGAUGGUAUUGUUAAUGAAAACUUGGUUGAAAACUUUUCUGCAGAAGUGCAAAUCCCUGAGGCCAAGAGUUUUUAUGGUUUCCAAAUCAUGAUGGAAAACAUCCAUUCCGAAACUUACUCUUUGUUGAUUGACACUUAUAUCAAGGACCCCAAGGAGGCUGAUUUCCUCUUUAACGCCAUCGACAACAUCCCACAGAUUAAGAAAAAAGCCGACUGGGCCAUCCGUUGGAUCAAUGAUGACAAUGCCCUUUUCGCUGAACGUCUUGUUGCUUUUGCUGCCGUUGAGGGUGUGUUUUUCAGUGGCUCUUUUGCUUCUAUUUUCUGGUUGAAAAAGAGAGGAUUGAUGCCAGGUUUAACCUUUUCCAAUGAGUUGAUCUGCAGAGACGAGGGUUUGCACACUGAUUUCGCAUGUCUCUUGUUUAGUCACUUGGAGAAUAGACCAGACCCAAAGAUUGUUGAGAAGAUUAUCUCUGAAGCAGUGGAGAUUGAAAAAGAAUUCUUUACUGAUGCCUUGCCAGUGAGUCUUUUGGGAAUGAACUGUAAAUUGAUGUGCCAAUACGUUGAGUUUGUUGCCGAUAGACUUUUGGUGGCAUUGGGCAAUGAAAAGAUUUACAAGGUUACCAAUCCAUUUGACUUUAUGGAAAACAUCUCACUUGCUGGUAAAACCAACUUUUUCGAAAAGAGGGUUUCUGAUUACCAAAAGGCAGGUGUCAUGGCCAAGUCCGAAGACAAGAAUGCUAAUGAAUUCACCUUUGAUGAGGAUUUCUAA
Lodderomyces elongisporus is the source of this 1269-nucleotide messenger RNA. RefSeq names its product ribonucleotide-diphosphate reductase subunit (gene RNR21). Lineage: Eukaryota; Fungi; Ascomycota; Pichiomycetes; Serinales; Debaryomycetaceae. Bases 1 to 1269 code for a protein of 422 amino acids. Gene Ontology annotation, molecular function: oxidoreductase activity. Gene Ontology annotation, biological process: deoxyribonucleotide biosynthetic process. The transcript has a single exon. The record is from RefSeq and is a predicted model, not a curated record.